UUUUGUAUUUCAGUUUUACGUGCGAGGUUUUUUAUUGGGAUAUAAAACUGAUUAACGCUUCAAGAUGAUGAAAAUGCAAAUAGCAAACGAGAGUGACCGAAAGGAGGCGCAGAAUAGAGAAAGGCGGCGACAAUGCGAGCUGGAGAGAAGAUCCAGGAUCUUCAACGCAAGGAAUAGGAAGAUUGGCGUGGAUGUACCGUUCCUAGAGCGGCAGAUAGUAGAGAAGCGAGCGGAGCUGGAUGAGCAGAACAGAAAGAACCUGGCCUUCGCCACGCAGAUGAUAAAGGACAGCAACCUGGCCGUGGUCCUGGAAGCUAGGGAAAAGGAGGAACGCCGUCGCAUGGGAAUUGAAAUAGAUUCUUACCGUCAAAGUUACCAGCGUCCUGAAGACAGACGAGAAUUCGAUCUCAACGAUCCUGAUGUACUGAAAAAACAACUACCACCAAGGGCUUCCGACGGUGAACCAGUCGGCAUGUCGAGUGCGCAGAAAUUUGAAGGAGAAGACCUGAACUUCGAAGAGCGCCGCAAGAUAAUGGCCGCUCAGAAGAACGCGUGGUUAGAACAGCAAGUUCAGGAGCGACAGGGAGCUGAAGAGGAGAGAAAGAAGGCUGAGGCUGCAUACAUGAUGGCAAUUAAAGCGCGCGACGCCAGAGCUAGUGAGCUGGACAAGAUGGAAAGAGAGUGUCGCUACCGGCUAGGCCAAGCUAACCUGCGCUAUAACGAAGCUUUGGCCGCUGAAAAGAAGCAACUGGAGCAGAUAAUGAAAGAGCAAGAAGAGGCUGAUAACACGGCAGAGAUGUACAACAACCUCACCUCGGACAUGCUCACAGAAAACCCCGAUGUUGCCAAGAGUGCGCUCGGAAAAAAUAGGGCAAUCGGCUUCAUGUACAAGGGUAUGAACCAAGAGGAGCUGAAGAAGUUCUACGCUGCUCAAAAGGAACAAAUGAUAGCUGCGAAGGCUAAGCGCGAGGCUUUGGAGAAGAUGGAGGCUGAAUGGCAGGCGCUGGCCAAGUCUAUCCAGCGAGAAGUGGCACGCCAGGACAUCGCAGACAAGAGAAAGAGACGUGAGAUGGCCCGCCAGCUAAUGGAAGAGAACCAACUCCUGGCUCUGCAGCAGAAGGAGAAAGAGAAGUACUACAGGGAGGUGGUCAACAACAACACGCCGACCGACGAGUAUUACGCGCAGUUUAAUACUACCACCAGAUAGAUGUGUUAAUGACAGAAUUUUGACAAAGGGAAUUGGAAUGACAGUUCAUUCCAAUUUUUGAUAUAGGUAUUAAUCACUUGAAAUCCCUGUGGACAAAUUUGAUUUCAAUUUGAAGUCAAAAUAGUUAUAUGAUUUUAAACUUUCGCGUUACACGUAGAU
This is a messenger RNA of Amyelois transitella, 1366 nucleotides long. Its product is annotated as RIB43A-like with coiled-coils protein 2. The transcript is spliced from 9 exons. The coding region runs from base 65 to 1207 and encodes 380 amino acids. Lineage: Eukaryota; Metazoa; Arthropoda; Insecta; Lepidoptera; Pyralidae. The record is from RefSeq and is a predicted model, not a curated record.